GGGAUUUGUAGUUUCUUACGGUGCGUAACUGCGUCAGCGGAAGUACUUUGAGCGUAGGCGAGAUAGGUCACAUUGGUUCUGUUUUGUAAUGUUUUGAGAGACAUUGCCACAAUGGAAGCAGCUAACGCAAAGGAGAUCCCACUGAGGCAUGUGGAGACAGAUGUCCUGAUCCCCAAAAUGAUGAGGGAGAAAGCCAAGGAGAUCUGUGUUGAGAAAGUUGAAGCCUUCAACCACUGCUGUAAAGAGUCCGGUUUCUUCAUGGUGUUCAAGUGUCGAGAGCAGAAUGCAGCACUGAAGGAAUGUCUGACGUUACACUACAAGGACCCUGCGUUCUAUGAACUGUGUAAGCAGGAGUACAUCCAAGAGAAACUGGAGUUUCUGAGGACAGGGGUCCCAUCAAAGAACAGGAAACAAAAACUCCCAGUUAGCAUGUAAUGAACAACAUGACACACAAUCAACCCCCCCCCCCCCCC
Molecule: messenger RNA, 473 nt
Organism: Cottoperca gobio
Lineage: Eukaryota; Metazoa; Chordata; Actinopteri; Perciformes; Bovichtidae
Gene: cmc1
Product: C-x(9)-C motif containing 1
Exons: 4
Coding region: 112-435 (107 amino acids)
Cellular component (GO): mitochondrion
Source: RefSeq, a predicted model, not a curated record